UACAAAGUAGCUAUGUACCUACACAAUUUUGAAUCACCAUAACUAUAAUAAGAGCAAGCGCGAAGGCGCAGUACCUACAACAACAAGGAUUUGGGGAUUUUUAAUUCUUUUAUAUCCGUGCAUCAUUAACAACAACAACUCCCAUUUGUACAAUUCACAAGUGUAUACAAAUACCUACCAGUUUCUCUUUCUAUCUACCAACCGUAUAUAGGAAAUGCCAACAACCAUUUCAUCGAUUAAAAUUCGAAAAAUAACAAGAGUUGUGGUAAAUGAAAAAAAUCCCUCAACUUGUUAUUUCAGUUCAGUAUAACAAGUUCAACGUCAUUGUUUGGUCCAUAUGUCUGGUUACGGGGAAAACAUGUGUAGAAUGAAAAAAUUCGCUAUGGAAAAGAAAAUGGUAGUCCUGGCCAAAAUAAGAGAACACAAAGAUAUUCUAUUUGGUGUUUUUUCUGAUACAUUAACUAAACAAAUAAAAAGUGAUAAAUGGAAAGAAGUCUAUGAUGUUGCACGAAGUAUUAAUAUUGUAUCAGCAAGUAAAGAUUGGACCUAUGUUCGAGAUACAUUUUGGCAAAAUUGCCGCAAAUAUACUUUUAUAAAAAUAGAAAACUCAAAGAAAGAAGGAGGAAAAAAAUGUCAACUAACACAAUGUGAUAAAAUUGUACUGGAUAUUGUCGGAAGGGAAUCGACAUGCAUCAAUGGAAUUCAUCUAGAAGAACCCACAGAAGUUAUUUGAUAACAAUUCCAAUGCGAAAAAACCGUUCAAAACAGUUGGUAUAUCUAAAUA
Episyrphus balteatus (marmalade hoverfly) is the source of this 784-nucleotide messenger RNA. RefSeq lists its product as uncharacterized. The transcript has 3 exons. The record is from RefSeq and is a predicted model, not a curated record. NCBI's taxonomy places the organism in Eukaryota, Metazoa, Arthropoda, Insecta, Diptera, Syrphidae. The coding region runs from base 338 to 733 and encodes 131 amino acids.